AUGAAUCCCUCCACAGCAAAGUCACGGAAAUCAAACCGCAAUCUAAUAUUCCUUCCUGAAGAACUCAUCGUUCAAGUCCUAUCAUACCUUCCGGUUAAAUCUUUGACACAACUUAGAUGCGUUACCAAAGCAUGGAACACCAUCAUCUCCGAUCCCAAAUUCAUCAAACUGCACCUUCAACGUUCCACGAAAGACACCAAUCUUACACAAAUCCUGUGCGUUUCUGCUGAUUCUUUUAUUCAACCAUAUCCCCUCAAUACUUUACUAAACACUCCUUUCAUAAAUGAUUCCACCGAACUAAAUGAUUCGUGCAGUGAAUUGUCACCCGAUUCCGACAACAGCUACCAAUUCAUUGGUUCCUGCAAUGGAUUGCUAUGUUACAGAGUUUUUUCAUUUACGGAUUUUCAAAACACCUUGUUUCAAUUAUGGAACCCAGCCACCAAAGCAUUCUCUAUCUACUUUGGGCGACAUUCGAAUUCUCACACAAAUAUAUAUGACUAUCUCAGGUUUUCUAUGUUUUCAUUUGGUUAUGAUAAUUCAACUGAUACUUAUAAGAUUUUGUAUAUGGGUCCGAACAAAGUCGAAAUAUUUAGUUAUGGAGGUAAUGUUUGGAAACUUAUUCAACUUUUUCAUGUGGUUCCUUUAGACCAUUGGAAUAUUGCUCCCAGAAAAAGACGGACUUUCAAUCAAGAUAUGUAUUUGAAUGACACUAUUAACUUCUUGGCCCGAGAUAUUGCUGAAGAUAUUGUGAUUAUCUCGGUGAAUCUAGGUACAGAGACAUAUCGCGAGAUGCUUCCUCCUCAAGAUUUUGUUGAAGUUCCACUUCAUUUGCCAACUAUUUCUGUGUUGGAGGACUCACUUUGUUUUUGUCACCAUACUCAGAAAACCGGUUUUAUUAUAUGGAAGAUGAAGGAAUUAGGAAUUGAAAAGUCUUGGACUCAAUUUCUAAAAAUAAGUUACCAGGAUUUGGAUAUUCGUAUUAAAUAUAGAUUUUUUAUGACUCCAUUGUGCAUUUAUGAGAGUGGCAUCGCACUAAUAUUAGCAAAUCGUCGUCAUGGAUUGGAAGUGAUUAUAUAUAACUCGAGUGAUAAUAGAAUAGAAAAAACUAGAUUGAGCAAUUUAAGAUGGAUUUUUCCCUAUAAUUAUGUUGAAAGCUUGGUUUCUCCCGAUUGA
Vicia faba (fava bean) is the source of this 1173-nucleotide messenger RNA. The record is from the annotation of a GenBank genome assembly. Lineage: Eukaryota; Viridiplantae; Streptophyta; Magnoliopsida; Fabales; Fabaceae.